Yamadazyma jaroonii is the source of this 249-nucleotide messenger RNA. The record is from the annotation of a GenBank genome assembly. Lineage: Eukaryota; Fungi; Ascomycota; Pichiomycetes; Serinales; Debaryomycetaceae.
AUGGCUAUCGAUCCAGAAACUUUUAAAUUUGAAACUCCCCAAUUUGAUCCAAGAUUCCCAAAUCAAAAUCAAACUAAGAAUUGUGCCCAAAACUAUGUUGAUUACCAAAAAUGUAUUGCCAUUAAAGGAGAAGAUUUCGAACCAUGUAAAAUCUUCUGGAGAACUUAUACUUCAUUAUGUCCAGUCGAUUGGGUCGAAAAAUGGAAUGAUCAAAAGGAAGCUGGUAAAUUACCAUUCAAACUUGAUUAA